CUAAUGAGGUCCACAUCUCUUUCUCUUCUCAGGCGGCAUCAUCUUCUACGGAACCAAAAAAAAAUCUCGCCAUUCCCUCGAGCUCUCGUUGCGUCGUUCCUUCGUUCUCUCACCGCGUCGUUCGGUCUCUCCAUCUUCGCCGUUCCCGUUCGUUCUCUCCGCCUCGCCGUCGUCGUUUGGUCUUUUCGUCUCCGCCGUUAGAGUCUCCUCCGUCUUCGCCUUUCGAGUCUCCUCCAUCUCCGCCGUUUGUGUCUCCUUCGUCUCCGUCGUCGCCGUUCGGUCUGUGUCAUGGCAGGUGCGGCACCAGAGGGUUCACAGUUCGAUGCACGUCAGUUUGACCAGAAGUUGAAUGAUGUGCUUGAGGGUGGUGAUGAAUUCUUCACGUCUUACGACGAGGUUUAUGAAAGCUUUGACUCCAUGGGUUUGCAAGAGAACCUUCUCAGGGGUAUCUAUGCAUACGGUUUUGAGAAGCCAUCAGCGAUUCAGCAAAGAGGGAUAGUCCCAUUCUGCAAGGGGCUUGAUGUGAUCCAGCAGGCUCAAUCUGGUACCGGAAAGACUGCAACUUUCUGCUCUGGAGUUCUGCAGCAACUUGAUUACAGCCUUGUCCAAUGUCAGGCACUGGUUUUGGGUCCCACCAGGGAGCUUGCCCAGCAGAUUGAAAAAGUUAUGAGGGCUCUCGGAGAUUACCUCGGUGUCAAGGUUCAUGCCUGUGUCGGUGGUACUAGCGUUCGUGAAGACCAACGCAUUCUCCAGGCCGGUGUCCAUGUCGUUGUCGGUACUCCUGGUCGUGUCUUUGAUAUGUUGCGUAGGCAAUCCCUCCGUCCUGACUACAUCAAGAUGUUUGUUCUUGAUGAGGCUGAUGAAAUGCUCUCCCGGGGUUUCAAGGAUCAGGUUUGUAAUUUGUUGUUUAUUACAAAACCCGAUUCUUUCCCUUAAUGCC
This is a messenger RNA of Tarenaya hassleriana, 940 nucleotides long. RefSeq names its product eukaryotic initiation factor 4A-1-like. Gene Ontology annotation, cellular component: cytoplasmic stress granule. Gene Ontology annotation, molecular function: translation initiation factor activity; RNA helicase activity; ATP binding. The transcript has 4 exons. Gene Ontology annotation, biological process: cytoplasmic translational initiation. NCBI's taxonomy places the organism in Eukaryota, Viridiplantae, Streptophyta, Magnoliopsida, Brassicales, Cleomaceae. The coding region runs from base 289 to 936 and encodes 215 amino acids. The record is from RefSeq and is a predicted model, not a curated record.